AUGAAGGCGUGGAUUUUUGCACUUCUAUCGUGGACUUGCAUUUUGUGCUUGACAGCGGACGCGCAAAAAAGAUGCUCGGAGACGCAAUUCCAGUGCAAAAACGGGGAUUGCGUGGACAAGCGACGGGUUUGCGACUCCGUCCCGGAUUGCACUGACGGAUCUGACGAGGAAAGCUGCAAAUGUGCCGAUGACGAGUUCAGGUGCGUGUCAGACGGCAAAUGCAUUCCCAUGGAUUUGCGAUGCGACAGUAUCUUGCUCGACUGUGACGACGGCUCUGACGAGGAAGGAUGCGGGCUCACUUGUCGUCAGAACGAGUUCGAAUGCAAAUUGUCCCGCAGAUGCAUCAGGAAAGACGAAGUGUGCAAUGGAAAGACGGAUUGUCCCAUGAAAGAGGAUGAGUCGAAUUGCGAAUGCACAUCAAGCCAGUUCAAGUGCAGAGACGGAAAAUGCAUACCAUUGAGCGAACGUUGCGAUUCCGUCCUGAAUUGUGCCGCCGGAGAGGACGAACGUGGAUGUGUCGACACUGGGACGAUUUCCACUAUCGUCACUGUCCCGCCGAAGACGUGCAAGUUCGACGAUGUCCCGUGUUCCGACGGGACAUGUGUUUCUUAUUCUAAGCAGUGUGACCGAGUGAAAGAUUGUCCUGACGGAGAGGAUGAGAUUGCUUGCGCUUACUGCGAAGCUGACCAGUUUCAGUGCGGAGACGGAGAAUGCUUAUCCAUGAAAGUAAAAUGUGAUGGAUUCGCAGAUUGUAAUGAUGCUGCCGACGAGCUUAAUUGUGGCGAGUGUCGACCAUCAGAUUUUCGUUGCGAUGACGGGGCUUGCAUCAAUCUCAGUCGCAGGUGCGACGGAUAUGACGAUUGUUUGGAUGGUGGGGACGAGAAAGAUUGUUCCUCCACUGGAUCCAGUUUGCUACCGGAACGGUGUCCAAAUGACAAGUUUUCCUGUCGGGACAACACAUGCAUCGAUCCAAGAUUGCGCUGCAAUGGUCAAAGGGACUGUCUUGACGGCUCUGACGAGGAAGAUUGUUCUACGAUAUCGUAUAUCACGGUUGAAUUGCGAUUCCGUCCAAUUGGUCACCCUGCAUACACGGGUGAUUUGGACGGAAAUAUUGAAGCCGCAAUUUUUCAGAAUCAACUAAAAAGUCACUGCACUCGACGCGUUUCCACGAGCUUGUUGUCUCCCCCAGUCGAUCAACUGCUGUCGCUUGAAUUGCAAUCCCGACCCGUAUUCACUGAGCACACGUGCGGGGAUGCGCCUCUGCCAACUUGCCGAAGCAAUCAGUUCAGAUGUGGAGACGGGACUUGCAUAGACGAGCGACGCAAGUGCGACAAAACACCAGACUGUGCUGAUCGUUCCGAUGAAAAUGGCUGCGACCUGGACACGAAUUCCGUCGGUUUCGGGUCGUUUCGUCACCGCCAGUGCGACGCGUCGGAGUUCAAAUGUACCGAUGGCUAUUGCGUCGCAGGUCACAUGCGCUGCGACCGACUCAUCGACUGCCUCGAUUUCUCCGACGAGGACGGCUGUGUUUUCGGGCUGAAGCUGGGACUCAGCUGUUCGACAGAACGGGCGCCUGGGAUUCGAGUGACGCGCGCGCCUGUCGCUGCUGCUGCUGCGUGGGCUCGCAUCCCCGGGAUUGAUUGCCCUGUUUAUUGCGAACACAGUUUCAGAACAGCUGAUUUCCUGCAGGGAAUCAAGUCCUUGGCGUUUUCAGACCUCAAAUGUCUUCCAGGAGAGUUCAAGUGCAGAACCGGGGAAUGCAUAAUGGGGGUGAAGAAAUGCGACAGCAUGUACGACUGCUCCGACGGAUCUGACGAAGAGGACUGCGGAGAGUUCAAGUGCAGAACCGGGGAAUGCAUAAUGGGGGUGAAGAAAUGCGACAGCAUGUACGACUGCUCCGACGGAUCUGACGAAGAGGACUGCGGUAAGUGCUCUUGGCUUGACCCCUCGACGGCGGAAAUUUGCGAACGCCACUCGCAGCGUCGACCUGAAGUGUCUCUUCCCGAAACUGCAAUAUAUACAUGCUUAAUCAUCUCGACAUUUAACCGGGUGUGGCUUCUAGCUGGACGAUGCAGGGACGAUCAGUUCAGAUGCGCUUCGGGCGAAUGCCUAACGCAGGGCGUGCGCUGCAACGGCUUCCGAGACUGCCGCGACGGUUCGGACGAGAAUAAUUGUGGCACCGUUUGUCCUUCCGGCGAGAUCGAGUGCGACGGGAGAUGCAUAAGUGAAAAUUACCGCUGCGAUGGCGUGGCGCAGUGCAGCAAUGGCGUGGACGAAAUCGGUUGUGAUGUUUGUGGACCUGACCGGUAUCGAUGCAGAAAUGGACAAUGCGUUCCUGCAUCCGCUAGAUGCAAUGGGGCUUAUGACUGUUUCGACUCUUCCGACGAAAUCGACUGUGGUGUUCAAGGAUGUCGUUUGGUGCCAAAACCGGGGAUUGUAUAUCCACAAAUCGGAAGCUCUAACCUCACCUUGCAUCACGACUAUGUUUGCGAUUGUGCGGAAUUUGAAAUUUCGUGCAGAAGUGGCGGAUGCGUGAACGCUACGAAAAGGUGCAACGGGCAAGUGGAUUGCCCUGAUCGGUCAGAUGAAGACAAUUGCCAUUGUGCGGAAUUUGAAAUUUCGUGCAGAAGUGGCGGAUGCGUGAACGCUACGAAAAGGUGCAACGGGCAAGUGGAUUGCCCUGAUCGGUCAGAUGAAGACAAUUGCCAAUGUGAAUCAAACGAGUUCCGUUGUGGAAACGGACAGUGCAUCCGAGCAGACCAGCGGUGCAAUGGUCGGGCUGAUUGUCCCGAUCGUGCUGAUGAACUGAAUUGCCCUUGUCGGAGAGAUCAAUUUUCCUGCGAUGGGGCUUGUUUCGACCAAAGUUUUCUCUGCGAUGGUUUCACUCAGUGUUCGAAUGGGUUCGAUGAACAAGGGUGUCCUGGUGAUGUUACCACAUGUCCUGAGGAUGAGUUUCUGUGCGACGAAGAUUUGUGUCUCAGCAACCGAUUCCGCUGCGACGGAUACCGACAUUGUCGCGAUGGGCUCGACGAACGGAAUUGCCCAGGAAAUCCAGAUCGUUGUGGAGAAUUUCAGUUCCAUUGCGGUUCGGGCGAGUGCGUUGAUAUCAGGAAACGGUGCAACGGAAAAACCGAUUGCACUGAUGCUUCCGAUGAAAAGGAUUGCAAUUGUCGACCGUUGUAUUCCUCGGUGGAUUUCCCUCAGUCAAGAGAUUCCGACACUGGUGACAUACCUCCUGAGUUGAUCACAAUUGUGGGCUACGAUUGCGAUUGUGCUCCGUACGAGAUGAAAUGUCAGGAUAAUGUAUGCGUUAAUUCGACUGCUCGCUGCAACGGUAAAAGAGAAUGUCCGGACGGAAGUGACGAAGCUUAUUGCGAGUGCGAUAGAAAUGAAUUCAGAUGCAGAUCUGGUCAAUGUGUGCCUUCAGAGAGUAGAUGUGAUGGGCGAAUAGACUGCGCUGAUCGUUCGGAUGAAGAAGCUUGCUCGAUAAAUCAAUGCAAUGAAAAUCAAUUUUCUUGUGACGGACGAUGCGUUGAUAAUCGCAGGAGAUGCGAUCGUUACCCAGAUUGUCGUGAUGGAAGAGACGAAUUGGGAUGUGAAUGUUCGAGCUCCGAAUUCGAAUGCAACGAUGGAACUUGCAUCGAUGGAUCCCUGAGAUGCGAUGGCAAAACUCACUGCGCUGACGGCGAAGAUGAAAGAUCCUGCUCUUGUGGACCAAAUGAAUUCCGUUGUUCAGCGUCCAACGGAGCCUGUAUCGAUGCCAGGAAGAAAUGUGACGGAGUUCCUGAUUGUCCCUUGCGAGAGGACGAAACCGAUUGCUCUUCGCCAUCGUUGACAUGUGGAAGAGACGAGUUUCGCUGCUCGGCAUCGAAUGGAGCUUGUAUUGACUAUCGCAAAAAAUGCGACGGGGUUCCCGACUGUCCUUUGAGAGAAGACGAGACUGAUUGCUCAGCGACCUCCUUUGAAACUAACCUUGUGGACAAGAUGAAUUCCGGUGUUCGGCAUCAAAUGGAGCUUGCAUUGACUAUCGCAAAAAGUGUGACGGGGUGCCUGACUGUCCUUUGCGAGAAGAUGAAACCGAUUGCUCUGGACGUUUUGAUGAUUGUGGGGAGAACGAAUUUUCUUGUUACGACGGUUUGUGUUUGCAUGCUCGAAAGCGAUGCGACACCGUCAGAGAUUGUUCGACUGGCGAGGAUGAAGAAGGAUGCCCGGAUCAACCGAGACCUUGUCGCCCCGAUGAAUUCCGCUGUUCUGCGUCGAGCAAUACUUGCAUCAGCGAAAGACGCGUUUGCGAUGGCGUUCCUGAUUGCCCAUUGCGAGAAGAUGAGCUCAACUGCCCCAGUCAACCGUCGUGCCACAGCUCACAAUUUACUUGUUCCGACGGAGAAUGCAUCGACAGUCGGAGACGCUGCGAUUCGAGACCUGAUUGUUCAGAUGGCGAAGACGAAGUCGGAUGUCCCAGGCCUUGCCGAUCGAAUGAAUUCCGUUGCUCAUCUGGAGUGUGCGUGGACCAGCGCCGAGUCUGUGAUGGCAAUAUCGAUUGUCCGAGAGGAGAAGACGAAUCGAAUUGCGGCUCAAUCACAGGAUGUCGUACAAAUGAAUUCCGCUGCAAAAACGGAACAUGUAUUGACGCCCGACGGCGAUGUGAUGGAAGAUCCGAUUGUUCCGAUAACUCGGACGAGUACUAUUGUGACGACACCGAGUGCUCAGGCGGACAAAUCUUGUGCGAUGGUCGAUGCUUGGACACAAGGUAUCGAUGCGAUGGUGUCGAACACUGCAGCAAUGGGAUCGAUGAGCUCAACUGCGAAUGUCGCAGUGACCAGUUUAGGUGCAAAAGUGGGACUUGCAUCCCGAUCGACAGGCGUUGCGAUGGGAACUACGAUUGCGGUGCCGACGGAAGCGACGAGUUCAAUUGCGAAUGUCGAAGGAAUGAGUUCAGAUGCAACAACGGACAGUGCAUUCUUACGAGCUUACGAUGCAACAGAAGGAGAGAUUGUGCUGAUGGUUCCGAUGAGACAAACUGCCCGACGCAAAUCCCUGUUAGCUGUUUGUCCGAUGAAGGGAACUGUAAUGAAAAAAAAAAUGUUUUCAGGACCAGAUUGUGGAACAGGAAUGUUUCAGUGUUCAGACGGUUCGUGUAUCAGCAACAGACAGAUUUGCGAUGGAUAUGCUCAGUGUCCUGAACAGGAAGAUGAACGCAAUUGCAUCAAUCAGUGCAAUUCGAACGAAUUCCGGUGCAAACGUACGUACGAAUGCGUUCCAUCGUCUUCUGUUUGCAACGGAUACCAGGAUUGUUCCGACGGAACUGACGAAGCAAAUUGCGUGCCGCCUGGGAACGAUAUAAACCUGAGAACGUAUCCUUCGGAUCAAACCAUCAAACAAGAUCGCGAAGUCGUUUUCCAGUGCAGAGACGAGGGUCCGAAUCGAUAUCCUGUGAGGUGGUCCAGGGGUAACGGGCUGCCAUUACCCCCGGGGUCGACUGAUGUCAACGGUCGCCUAACAAUGCCUACUGUCAAGUUGAAUCACGGUGGAACGUACAUCUGCGAAGCUGUUGGAGCACCACCUGGAGCUUCGGGUUCCCGCGUUUCCGUGUAUCUUCGCGUCGAAGAAUUAGUCCAGAUCAUCAGGAAAAAAUAA
Notodromas monacha is the source of this 5637-nucleotide messenger RNA. The record is from the annotation of a GenBank genome assembly. Lineage: Eukaryota; Metazoa; Arthropoda; Ostracoda; Podocopida; Cyprididae.